ACCAGCCGGCAGCAGGAGGCAGUUCUUCACUUGAAUGAAAACAACCAGAAUGUCCGAGGAGCGUCAGUCAUUCCGAACCUGAGGGUUAAACAUCAAUGAUUAACACCGGUGUUCUGUCCAGUAACACCGGAACCUAGAGCUUCCCUGAAGCGGAUCUUUUUUUUAUUCCAUUGGGUUGCCAUACAACUCCGGCGUGGGAGGGCCUUUCUGAGCCUACCAGCGACCCGUAGAAAGACGUGCUGAUAGCCUGGCCAGGCCCCCGUGUGGUGACAAAGUAAAUUCAAUCCCGAUAAAUGAGAUUAUUGGAUUGACUGCCACAGAUUAUAGCUCUCCUUCUCCAGAGAUUUGAUCAUAGGGGCUUUUAGGAGACGCCGCCUGGAUGAAGACUGGCAGCCAUGCUGGCCAGCUUUAUUGAAGGCCUCCUCUGCUGUCUCCCCUCCAAACCGGCCAACAAAGUGGUUCCCGUGGAAACCUCUGAACCCACAGACGGCUACGAGUUUGUGGAGGUGAAACCGGGCCGGGUACUUAGGGUUCGACACAUCAUCCCAGAUCGGCCGACGGUGGAGGAGCCCUCCCAGGGUGGGAUCGUGAGCUGCAAGAGGAAAAUCACGGUUUAUCGUAACGGACAGCUGUUCAUCGAGAACCUGGGCGAGAGGGCGAGCGCGGAGCUGAAAACCUGCCAGAACGGAGACACGGAACCCAACAGCACGGUGGAGGUCGAGCUGACAGACUGUCGAAACUCCUCGCCUCCAGUCAGCAUCCCAGAGCCCCAAUCGGACCCCGUCCCAGCCGGGAACAACGUGGUUGCCUCUGAAAUAGGAGCAGCAGGAGGAGCAGCUGCUGCAGGACAGACUGAGCAGCAGCAUCCCCGGAAACGGAGAAGGAAACCCAAACGCACCGUGGUGAUCGACUGUGAGAGGAGGAUAGCCUCCUGUAAGGGGACUCACUCAGACCUGGCUCUGUUCUUCAUCCACGGGGUGGGGGGGUCUCUGGAUAUCUGGGGAAGCCAGCUGGACUUCUUCUCCCGACUCGGCUAUGAGGUGAUCGCCCCGGACCUGGCGGGCCACGGCGCCAGCUCGACCCCUCACAUAGCUGCUGGGUACACGUUCUAUGCCCUGGCGGAGGACAUGAGGCUGAUCUUUAAGAGAUACGCCAAGAAGAGGAAUGUUCUCAUCGGACAUUCAUACGGCGUGUCGUUCUGCACAUUCCUGGCUCACGAGUUUCCGGACCAGAUCCACAAGAUGGUGAUGAUCAACGGUGGCGGUCCCACAGCGCUGGAGCCCAGCCUCUGCUCCAUCUUCAACCUGCCAACCUGUGUGCUUCACUGCCUCUCCCCUCUGCUGGCCUGGAGCUUUCUGAAGGCCAGGUUUGCUCGGCAGGGUGCCAAAGAGAAGCAGUUGCUGAAAGAGAACAAUGCCUUCAACGUGUCGUCAUUCGUGCUGCGUGCCAUGAUGAGCGGGCAGUACUGGCCUGAGGGGGAUGAGGUUUACCACGCUGAGCUCACCGCGCCCGUCCUGCUGGUUCACGGGAUGCACGACAAGUUUGUUCCCGUAGAAGAAGACCAGCGGAUGGCAGAGAUCCUUCUCAUGGCGUUUCUGAAGGUUUUGGAGGACGGCAGUCACAUGGUCAUGCUGGAGUGUCCCGAGGCCGUCAACACACUCCUGCACGAGUUCUUCCUGUGGGAACCAGUUACCCUUCCACUACCAAAGAAGGAGUCCAAAACCCGUCCGGAGACGGCCAAAGCUCAAACUGAAAACGCUCGGGUCAUUUCUGAGUCCGCCAAGGUCCGUCCGGCCACGGCCAAGCAAACAUGACCAAACAGAGUCGGGGAGAAAACGGGAUUCAGACGGGAAAUCUGCGCUGGUUUGAGCUGCUGCACCUGACGAUGAACCAGUUUGUCUGAGCCAGUCUGGAAAACCGUUGGAGGACGUUCAGGUUUGGUUUGAGCUGAAACUAAACUACUGAACUACAGGAGUUUCAGCUCAGGAGAUGACGGGUUGUGCCUUAAAAUUUCUCAAUUAAACAGGAAACAAAAACUUACAGCAGUGAUUAAAAUCAACAACAAAACUGUGAUGUGAAAACGGACGGAGAAUCUAUUAGCUUCAUGUUUUAGCACCUUUAAUAUCAAACUGACACAUUGCAUGCUGGGACGUGUCGUUUGGUUGGAUUUAUUUAUCCCUCGGUCCUGAAACAGAGUUUUAUGAUACGUUUUUAAACAACAUAGAGCGGAAAUGUAAACAUUUAGUAGAAUAUUAUGAUUUUUUUUCUGUCUCCAUAGUGGACGGCUAGGGCAGAGGAGUUAAGUACUUGUCUCAUAAGGCUGUGGGAUCAAGUCCCACUCGCUCUGUAGUGAUUGUGUCCUUGGGCAAGACACUUAACCCACCUUGCCUGCUGGCGGUGGUCGGAUGGACCGGUGGAGUCCGUGUUUGGCAGCCUCGCCUCUGUCAGUGCACCCCAGGGCAGCUGUGGCUACAUUGUAGCUAAUCACCAUCAGCAUACGUAUGAAUAUGUGUGUGAAUGAGUGAAUGACAGAUUGUGUUGUAAAGCGCCUUGGGGGGUUGUAGAACCCUAGAGGGUGCUAUACAAAUACAGGCCAUUUACCAUUUAAAUGUGAGUAAUAUCUUUGCACUGUGAUCCAGGUGAUAAAGCAGAAUGAUGUAAGAAGGGAGUAAGAAUGACAUCCUGUACUGCAGUCUGAGUUUGAUGGCUGUUGCCAGCUCCGGAUCAGCGACAGAAGAUUCUAGAUGAUGAGUGAAAAUGAGUCAUACACAGUAAGUUGAUAAGUAGAUAAAUACAUCUAACUGUAAUAUCCAGUUGUUGGUAAUUAAGAAAGUAACUUGAUGUAUAUUUUUGAACCGAAUUUUUGUUACUAAUUCGCCGUUAGCAUUGUUAGCUCAACGUUAGCCUCUAGCCUGCUUUACCCCAUAUUAAAGUAAAACAAAACGAUGCCAUGGCUUCUUACGAGUACAAGAAAUAACAUUUGGGUCACUUCUGUCACUGGCUUCGGAUCGUCACAAAAGAAGUGUAUUUUGCCGGCUGGUGUCAAAUUAAUGUCAGCUCUGCUGACUCGGCAACUUCACAGACUUACAGACAGCAGUGACUACGCCCCUCUUCUGCCCUACUAAGAGAAUAAAAGCCGUCAACCCCCCAGGCUGAGAAGAAAAUCGAUUUCAGUGCAACCUUUCUUCCAACAUGAUCAGACUGAUUUGUGAUUAUUUCACUUCAUGUACCUUUAAUCAAAAGAAAAAAUGAGAUGCAAAUGUUGACUCUUCAAGCUAAAAAAGAGAAAGAAGAAGCUGCUCAGAAGAGAAGUGAAAGAAAAUUUGCUGCUUCCUAAAACCCGUGUUCAGUCAAGUGUUUGCUAUUACAUUUGGUUAAAACUCAUCAAUGAAUCCAAGCGGAGUCUAAAAAAGCACAAACUGGUUCUGAAACCAUGAACAUGACAAAUACUGGUUUUAUGUGUCAGGGUAAUAAGCGUGGCUCUCAUUUUCAGUUAAUGCAAUUAAACCGUGCUGUGUUGCAGGUUUGAAUCCCUGCAAGCCUUUCUGUGGGGAGUUAGCAUGUUCUCCCUAUGCAUGCAAGAGCUUUCUGUGGUUUCCUCCCACAGGCUAAACUCAUGCAUGUUUAGAUAACAUAUUAGCUUAGGAGAGAAGCAUCUACAAAACCCACCAACAGCUGGAUGUGAGGACAAUCUGAGAAGUAGAUUUUGCGUUUUUACACCUAAAAUAAAAUAUUUUUUUAUGCACUUUAAACUUUAGAUGUUUUUUGUAGUUUUGGAUGAAAGUUUGAGUAGAUGCAGCAGAACUGAAGGAAACUGUCCAUUUUUAAUGUUGUGUCUUAUAUUUUGUUACAGUUUGCCUUCAACAGUCACAAACUUCUGAUUUUGAAAUAUUACUCAUCAGAACAAAAAGGACUACAUGUUGUAAUUGUCUCUUUUCUACUGUUUUUGAGAUGGUGUAUUAAACGGUCUUUCAGCUGGCGUGUGACUUCUGUGUGUUCCACAGUGUAAUCAUCACACAUCACCUAUAUUAAUCCAGUAACUGAGAUUAGGAAUAAAAGCCUUUUCAGCUGCUUGACUAAACAAAUUCAGGAUUUUUUUGUUGUGGUUUAAUAAAGACAAAAACAAAGCUGAA
Molecule: messenger RNA, 4133 nt
Organism: Nothobranchius furzeri (turquoise killifish)
Lineage: Eukaryota; Metazoa; Chordata; Actinopteri; Cyprinodontiformes; Nothobranchiidae
Gene: abhd8b
Product: abhydrolase domain containing 8b
Molecular function (GO): catalytic activity
Source: RefSeq, a predicted model, not a curated record